UCGCAACUUUCAAACAAUCCUAAGUUUCCAAUUGGUACACAUUCAAAGUAUCUUCAUGCCGCCCUGCCUUAAUCACAUAAUUCUCAUAUAAAUUUAGCAUUAAUUUUUUCUUAAUAGUGACAUUGUGAUAGGGAAGAUGAUUAGGAGACCACUAUGAUUGAAAAACGACACGCAAAGAAAGACGAGAAACAGAGCAAUCGCGCGCGGAGAUAUUAUUUUACCAAUCUAACCAGCUUCCCGGCCCGCCAUAAACUCUCCCAUGGCGUUUUCUCUUUGUCCACACGAACUCCUCUUCUUCACUAACAAUUGAAACAAAAUAAAAGCGGAGAAACCACCGAAAACAAAAAAGAAGCCCCCCCAUAAUUCUUCAACAUGGACGCAGAAGAAGCAAUCGUCCUCUACCCGUCGCCGGCAAUAGGCCACCUGAUAUCCAUGGUGGAGCUGGGCCGCCUUAUUCUAACCCACCGCCCAUCCCUCUCCAUCCACAUCGUCCUCCCUCCGGCGCCGUACCAAGCCGACGCCACCGCGCCGUACAUCGCCGCCGUCUCCGCCUCCACUCCCUCCAUCGCCUUCCACCGCCUCCCUCCUCCUCCGGCCACCGCCGUCUUCCCCAAUUCACCGCACCACGAGAUGCUCAUGAUCGAGACCCUCCGCCUCACCCUCCCCCACCUCCGCCGCAAACUCCAACAGAUCGUCUCCCAAUCCGCCGCCGUCCACGCCCUAAUCGUCGAUUUCUUCAACACCGCCGCGCUCUCCGUCGCCGCCGAGCUCGAAAUCCCCUGCUACAACUUCUUCACCUCCGGCGCCUCCUGCCUCGCAUUCUUCCUCCACUUCCCCACCCUCCACGGAGCUCACACCGAGAGCUUCGGAGACCUCGGCCGUACAACGAUCCUCGAGAUUCCCGGAGCUCCGAAGCUGCCGGCGUCCGAGGUGCCGAAGAUUCUCCUCGACCGAAACGACGACGUUUAUCGGUGCUUCCUCGAAUUCACCAUGCGCUGGCCCGAAUUCGCCGGGUUCAUUGUCAACACAUUCGACGCGCUGGAGAGCGAAGCAGUGAGAGCAAUUUCAGCCGGUUUGUGCGUUCCCGAACUCCCCACUUCGCCGCUGUACUGCAUCGGGCCACUAAUCGGCGACGGCGGAGCGAGGAAGGAAGGCGGCGGCGCCGGAUCCGACGCUGAUUGUCUUGCCUGGCUCGAUUCGCAGCCGAAGCAGAGCGUCGUUUUCCUCAGCUUCGGCAGUUUGGGGGUUUUCUCGAGGGAGCAGCUGAGAGAGAUUGCAAUUGGUCUGGAGAGGAGCGGGCAGCGGUUUCUUUGGGUGGUGCGGGACCCACCGUCGGGGGAAGACAAGCUAGGAAACUCCGACGUUUUGCUGAAGGAUCCGGAACUGUCGUUGGAGGGUCUGCUUCCGGAUGGGUUUCUCGAGAGGACGGAAGGGAGGGGGCACGUGGUGAAGUCGUGGGCCCCGCAGGUGGAGGUUCUGGGUCACGAGUCGGUGGGCGGGUUCGUGACCCACUGCGGGUGGAACUCGGUGCUGGAAGCGGUUCGGGCCGGGGUGCCGAUGGUGGCGUGGCCGCUCUACGCGGAGCAGAAGUUCAAUCGGGUUCUGCUGGUGGAGGAGAUUCGGAUUGCGUUGUCGAUGGUGGAGCGCAAUGACGGGAGCGGGUUCGUGGAGGCGGCGGAGGUGGAGCGACGUGUCAAGGAGCUUAUGGAGAUAGAAGGACCCGGGGAGCUAGUGAGGCGAAGGAUGGUCGAAAUGAAGAAUGCGGCGGAGGAUGCCCUGCGUAACGAUAGUGGGUCCUCUCGUGUCGGGUUAGUGAGGUUGGUUGACUCGUUAACGUGCCAACGAGUUCGCGAUUCGGGAAAACCUUGAAUAGAAAAUGAGAAGUAGAGCUUUGAAUGAGUUGUUGGUAUGAAUGUGGUUGUUGAUUUUCGUGUGUUGAUGCAAUUUUUUUUUUUAACAAAAGAUUAUCAUAUUGAUUGAUAAAAAACUAUGGAUUACACCCUGGAAUCAAACCAGGAACGAAAAUUAUACAAUGGACACGAAGCCGGAGGCAAAGAAAGAGUCUUUCUAGCCACUGAAUGGGCAACUCUAUUGUUAAUCCGACCCACAAAUCGAAUAUGAAAACCACUAUUCUGAGCCAUCAUACACAGAAUCUCCUGAACAAUAGCUCCAACACAUCUGUCUUGUGCAUCUUUGGCAUUAAUUUUAUAAAUGAGCACCUUUGCAUCACCCUCAAACCGAACUUGAGCAAUGCCUAGAUCCUGACACCACUGAAUAGCUUCAUGGAGGACAAUAGUCUCCACCACAAGAGGGUUAAGAAUAUUCUCGAAAACUAUUCCUCUUGCUAAGACCACUGACCCUGGACUUACAUGCCCGAUGAGCUGCCACCCAUUCUUUUUCCCUACGAAUUGAGGGUACGUUGACCUCGGUCUUGCACCUUGGACUCCCUGGGUAUCUGAACCACCUGGACCUUUUCUUCUUUCCUAUGCAGAACCAUUUCACUAGGGGUAGCACUCUUACUCUAAUACAGGUUCCGGUCCUGGCCACGACCAUUUCCGGAAGCAUUCUGGUGCUCCUCCAUCAUAGGAAAUUUCCUAGCCAGUCUAGAAUCCUUGCUCUGUCCAAUCUGGAGAUUUGAUGGUUUAGUUACCGUGAAACCACGAGGGCUUCUUCCUUCGCUCUUCAUGUCCUUCUUGCGCUUUGCCUGGUAUAGGGGUCCCCUAUUUGCAUCGAUCUCAUGGUCGAGGUAUCGUCUCAACCACCUCUUUCUGCUUCUGGUGCUUACUACUCUGUUAUACAUUCCUCAUUCCAGCAGCCUCCGGAUUGACCCAUACUGACCUAGAGGCACCAUAGAAUGAUCGAUUGUCAUCCUCUUCUCCAUAGAGCUUUUGUCCAAGCACUUUGGUAGACAUAUGUGGUCCAAACCUCUCUUUUCCUUGUGGUGGAUCAAAAACACAUUUCUGAAAGCAAUGUCCCACACAACCACAUUUGAAGCAGAAGCUGGGUAGGAACUCAUACUUCAAGCUGACCCAAAAACAAUCAGUUUCCUCACUCAGGGCCAUGAUAUGAGAGCGGAGUGGUUUGGUGAAAUCGAUGAGAGCUUUUACCUUGAUGAAAUUUUAUUUUGCAGCAUGGUAGACAUAAACACUUAUUUCAAUGACUCUUCCAAUGGCCGAAUGGACCAUUGUCCAUCCAAACUUUGGGGUACAUCAAUCUUCUUUCACAUCCUAGAUUUGAAUAGCGAAAGGAGCGAGCGCCAUUUCUUCAUAAGUACGAGGAGUGACGUUUGGAGUCCAGCUCCUCAAGUGAAGGAUCUUAUCCUUGAUAAUCCAGGGAGUCCUCAGCAACACCCAAUUCUUAUAGGCUUCACUAGGAAGAGAGAAAUCCAGAAACCCUUGUCGUCCCUACUCCCUCAGCAACACAAAUCAUCCUCUGACUUUGCCAUGCUAGAUUGACUGCUUCAUGGAUCCCAGUCAUAGAUGGUCUCCUAUUCGCAAACAUCCUACCAAGAAGAGUGUGUGAAGCACGGAAGUGGUAGGAUUGAACGUCUUCAAAUUCAAAUUGCACAAUCUGGUUCUUGACAACGUGAGCCAUACUUUCCUUCCGGGUUACUCUAGGGAGUGAGCAAGAAACCUGGUCAUCCAUCAAAACACCAUGGUUACAUGACAUAAUCAAUUUAUUACUAGUACACUCCCAAACACGGAUAAUAGCAGACACUAUAGUGACCAAUUUGUGCAACCCAAGAAUAUGAGGAUAAUAUAAAUUCACACUCACGAGCGGCCAAUCAAAACGACUAAUGUCC
This is a messenger RNA of Linum trigynum, 3802 nucleotides long. The record is from the annotation of a GenBank genome assembly. NCBI's taxonomy places the organism in Eukaryota, Viridiplantae, Streptophyta, Magnoliopsida, Malpighiales, Linaceae.